CCGCCUCUUGGAGCUCCUGAAAGAGUGUGCAGUGUGUUGCUUUCAGCUUGUUUGAGACUGCUGUAACCUUCUACUCAGUGCUUCUACUACGGGCGCUUUCCGCUCAGAAGCCCCCGUUUUGAGAAUGGGCUUCAGUCCGCUCUGACUUCAACCGUGCCCGGGUUGCGCAAGGAACGAAUUCAGAUAUGCAAACAGGCUAAACGCAGUUCUGGGACGCGCACGCUGGUUCAAGUCUGACUGACUGACAGACAGAGAGGGACAGAGUGCUGGACAGUUGGGUCAAGAAAGCCUUUUGAUAUUUAAUCUCUAGACAAUACCUGUUCCCUUCCACCCUGGGUGCUGCACCCCCCACCCCUCCCCCCUCACAUCUCUGAUGGACCAGAGAGCGAAGGGGGGCCCAUCUCUACCUCCACCAUCCUCACUGCCUCUCCUCCCCACAGCCCCACCACAGCAGUACCCAGAGAAAGAGGUAGGCGGUGGGACGAGGAAGAGGAUAGAGAAGGAAGGAGGUGGUGCAGUACUGGAGGUGCUCAUUGAGGGGUGCUGUGGUGCUGCAGGGCAGAGACAGCUCCCAUUCCCAGGCAGAGAGAGGAGCUGCACUGAGGGCAAUGUGAGGCUGAGGAUCGGAGUCCAAACGGCCAAACGCACCAAGAAACCCCCCAGGACCCUGGAGGGCUACGAGUGUAAACCCACCAUCAGGACGUACCAGAGGCCUAGGAGGGGGAGUCAGGAGGGAGGGGGGAGUGGGCAGGGGAACCGUCCUCAGGAGGAGGGGGACGGAGAGCAGAACCAGGGGUCAGACCCCAGCACCACCAAGACCAGGAAGAUACACUCCUCUCCUCGCCUCCGUCUUCAUCAUCAUCAUCAUCAGCCCCUACAACCACCCCUCCCAGCCCAGCCAACCCUCAGACUGCGCCAGCCAAACAGCAGGUCCCUGUGAACCUGGGCUAUAAGAAGUCAGACACCCUAACGGAGAAACCAAGGCACCCUGACCCACCUGAUGCCCACAGCAAACUACCCUCACCUGCCCAAAUGGACCAGGCAACCCCCUCUACCCCACAGCUUCAUCCCCCAU
Molecule: messenger RNA, 1075 nt
Organism: Oncorhynchus nerka (sockeye salmon)
Lineage: Eukaryota; Metazoa; Chordata; Actinopteri; Salmoniformes; Salmonidae
Product: SET-binding protein-like
Exons: 4
Coding region: 374-940 (188 amino acids)
Biological process (GO): regulation of DNA-templated transcription
Cellular component (GO): nucleoplasm
Molecular function (GO): histone H3K4 methyltransferase activity
Source: RefSeq, a predicted model, not a curated record